Hymenoscyphus albidus is the source of this 2640-nucleotide messenger RNA. The record is from the annotation of a GenBank genome assembly. NCBI's taxonomy places the organism in Eukaryota, Fungi, Ascomycota, Leotiomycetes, Helotiales, Helotiaceae.
CUUCUCGAUAUCACCAGUUUGAUCAUAAUCGAAUGGUGUUAACAUGCACUAGUGACACGAUCUCUGAGAAAAUUUAAAGUUAGAAAACGCAUAUUAUCAGUGUUCGUCUCAUAUCAGAGGCGGACAGGAUUGAUUUCAGGCCAGAAAUUUGCCAUGAACGAAAAGCUUCCCCAUUCCAGGAGAUUUUCAACACGUCACUCUCCAUCGUUUUUCUUUCCAGGCAGGUGCGAUUUCCUUCAAUCCGCUGUUGCGGAAAAUGGGGUUGAGUCACCCUCAGUGUCGGAUCCUGCCUUCCUCGUUUCCACUUACCUAUCGAACAAAAACUCAAGUGCUGGGGAAGGCACGAUUACGAACAUUAUCAGGAACUCAAGUACUUCCAGAUUCCAGUCUUUUCGGCUCCAGAUUCUCCCAAAAUCCUUUCAAACAUCAUCGCCAACAAAAUCCAUUCGUUGAUUUCCCAUAUUUUCGCACGCUGCACCAAUCAUCGCUUCAUUAUCUCAUCGCUUCCGAGGUACUCGACAACCAUCAAAAACAUUGCGAAGCACAUCGUUCAAUUCAGACCUAGCGCAAAACAUUUGCUUGUUUCCAGUAGAAGGUGCUGCGCCUAUGUUUUCCGUUCCUCAAAACCAGAUAGGCUUGGGAUCCAUACCCAGUCCAAAGGGAGAUCACAUCAAUCACGUUGACAAUGAGGGCUUUUUGGCUAAUGACGCAAAUCCUCCCAAUCAGUUCGUAUACCCUCAUAAUAUCCUUUGAUUAUUACUAAUUAGUAUAGUUCUUUGCCACCUAAGAGGUUUCAUUUGAGUCUUGUCAAAUACAUCUUGACUGCAGGCUGUGGAGGGAUCUUGUUUGGUAUGGUGAAGAGUCAAUACGGAUUUUUUUGUUGCUGACAUUCAUCAGCCGCGGAACAAAGUACAGGGAUUGAUAUCAUACACAGGCCUGGGCUCAAUUUGGAGGAAACGGACACCUUACUGAGUCCAGCUGCAGUGUCCACUUCGUUGGGUCUGGGGGCCAUAUUUGGCGCACUCAUCUGGGGGUUAGUAUCGACUGCUUCUGCACUGCCAUCCAGUACACAAUAGCUGACAAUACGACAGACUUCUUGCUAAUGAAAGAUCCAAAAAAAGUGCAAUAUACUUCUCAAUGGCUGUAUUUGUGGUAGGGAUGUCACUCCAAUAAAUAUCGCCAGAUUUGAACUCCUUCUUCACUAGAGUGGUUUCUGGACUCGCAGGAGGAAUACUAGCAGUGCUUGUCCCAAAUUAUAUUGCAGAAAUCAGCCGUCCCAGAGACAGGGGUAGAAAUGUAGUGCUUGGUAAGUUUUGGUUCUGUCUAGAAUGUAUUUACCUAACAUACAACAGGCUACCUUGCUUUUGUGAUAGGCGUUGUAGUGUAUGUCAUCGUAUGGGUCUACAUGAAAGUGUCGACAGAGCAGGCAGACAAUCACAGUUGGGAAAGGCCAUAUCCGUCAAAAAUAUGGCGUUGGAGGGCUAAGCUGGGUGUCCAGGUUUGCUUCAGGCCUGGGAUUAUUGACUUUUCAUUUUCAUUAACAGGUUUUCACAGUGUCUUUUUGCCACCGUUACUCUUUCAUUCCUACUGAGUCUACCUGAAACCCCCAGACACCAUCUCACAGGUCAUCUUCCUAAAGUUGAGGACGGUUUCAAGGUUCUAGCUCAACUUAGAGCGCUUUCAGAAGACAAUAGAACUGUUGCUGAAGAGUGGAGGGUAAUCCAGCAAGAACAUGCGUCAUACACAGAAAAUCAGCGGAAGAUAAUGAGUCUUUACAGACGUAUCUUUCUUCCUCUAAUCGAGUGUUUCAAAGGGACAUACUCAACACGGACUGCUAUCCUCGUAUUUCUCGCCGCCUCUCAACAUUUGGCCAGCCUAUUUUUUGUCUAUGACCAUAACUUUAACCGUGUUCAGGCAUAUACACUAAACACGUUCUUCGGACCUUUCCACCUACCCACCGGCCCCUUUGACCCAAGGUUAUACACUGCGGUGGGGAUAUUCGCAUGUUUUAUGGAAAUAGAUCGGUGCGGUCGGAAAGUUCUUCUGACAUGUGGUUCAUUUGCCAUGAGCGUAUUGCUGCUUGUGUAUUCUGGCGUUGAUGGGCUUGGUCAUGAUAGUUUGGGCAUGGGUAGGGGACUUGCCUUACUCUACAAUCUUGUCAUUUUUGCUACCUGGGCUCCUGUUACUCUCACCAUGGCUUCCGAAAUCUACCCGCCGUACGUUCGUGCGAUGGGUAUUUCUAUGUUCGUAUGCGUGAGUCUUGUGUAAGUCCUCCCAUCCAUCCAUACCCAUGACUGCACAAGACUGAAAUCUUACUGUAGGUUUAAAAUCCUGACCAAUUAUUGGGCUUACGUAUGCGCGCAAAAUGAUACGGCUUUUAGUAUUUUCAGUCCGUUUGGUCUUUUUAGUCAUUUUCGUUACGUUGACCAGAUUGCCCAGUCUUUGUGCUGUUGUGUUGUUGGCUGUGUGGUUCACUUUUACGUUCCUGAAACGAAGGGCAAGACGGAUGAGGAGGUGGAUGAAGAGAUGGAUACACUCUUCGCCAAAGGAGAACGGUCGGAGGAUAAAGAUGAGGGUAUUGAGCUAAGGUCUUUGGAUGGUGAGGAUGCUGGUGAUCCAAGGCGCGAAUCCUUGACCUGA